Molecule: messenger RNA, 5750 nt
Organism: Sebastes umbrosus (honeycomb rockfish)
Lineage: Eukaryota; Metazoa; Chordata; Actinopteri; Perciformes; Sebastidae
Product: zinc finger protein 664-like
Biological process (GO): regulation of transcription by RNA polymerase II
Molecular function (GO): RNA polymerase II cis-regulatory region sequence-specific DNA binding; DNA-binding transcription factor activity
Source: RefSeq, a predicted model, not a curated record
GUUGUGAUCUCGGGCUGGCGGCGGGAUAGUUGCUUCGUUAGCUGACGAGCAUCUUUGUCCGUUUCGAGGCGGCAGAGCUGCAGGUGAACCCGCACACACUCAGUGAGUCCAGGACACCAGAGUCCAGCAGUCAGAGUGGAGACCUGCUGGAUCUCAGAGACCAGGACCAGGAGCCCGUUUCAGAAAGCAGCUUUAACAAACUCUGAGAUGGAAAAGUGUUCGGUUCCAGAACAGCUGAUCAGAGUUUGUUCAAUCAAAUGUGAGGAUGAAAACAGCCUUCAUCAAUGGAGCUCUGAUACUACGAUUCACCAUGGCAACAGAGACCAGGACCAAGAGCACUACAAGAGCGAAACAGAGGAGGACCAGCAGAACCCGGACCAGCAGAGCAACAAGGUCCCCAGAAGACCAGCAGCAGGCUCGUCCUCUGAUACCACCGAUGUUCAGAAACGGAGAAGAAGCGAGGGACUGAUUCACCAGAGAGUUCACACUGGAGAGAAACUACACAGCUGUGAUCAAUGUGGGAAAUGUUUUGCUUUGGGGAGUCACCUUAAAGUCCACCAACGCAUUCACACUGGAGAGAAACCCUACAGCUGUGAUGAAUGUAGGGCAGCUUUCACUACAUCAGGUGACCUAAAAAGACAUCAACGCAUUCACACUGGAGAGAAACCGUACUGGUGUGACCAAUGUGGGAAAACUUUUUCUCAUGGUAGUCACUUUAAAGAACACAAACGCAUUCACACUGGAGAGAAACCCUACAGCUGUGAUGAAUGUGGUGCAGCAUUCCGGCGCCAGAGUACCCUAAAAACUCAUCAAUGCAUUCACACUGGAGAGAAACCCUACAGCUGUGAUGAAUGUAGGGCAGCUUUCACUACAUCAGGUGACCUAAAAAGACAUCAACGCAUUCACACUGGAGAGAAACCGCACUGGUGUGACCAAUGUGGGAACACCUUUUCUUAUGGUAGUCACCUUAAAGAACACCAACGCAUUCACACUGGAGAGAAACCCUACAGCUGUGAUGAAUGUGGUGCAGCAUUCCGGCGCCAGAGUACCCUAAAAACUCAUCAACGCAUUCACACUGGAGAGAAACCAUACAGCUGUGAUGUAUGCGAGUCAGCUUUCCAAUGCCAGAGUCACCUAAUAAGACAUCAACGCAGUCACACUGGAGAGAAACCGUACUGGUGUGACCAAUGUGGCAAAACUUUUUCUCAGAGUGGUCACUUUAAAAAUCACCAACGUGUUCACACUCGAGAGAAACCUUACAGUUGUGACCAAUGUGAUAAAACCUUUUCUCGGUUUGAUAACCUUAAAGUCCACCAACGCAUUCACAGCAGAGAGAAACCGUACUGGUGUGAUCAAUGCGGUAAAACUUUUUCAGUUAGUAGUUCCUUUAAAGUCCACCAACGCAUUCACACUGGGGAGAAACCGUACUGCUGUGACCAAUGUGGGAAAUCUUUUAAUCAGGCUAGUUCCCUUAAAAACCACCAGCGCAUUCACACUGGAAGAAACCAUACUGGUGUGACCAAUGUGGUAAAACCUUUUCUCACCGUAGUUCCCUUAAAAAACACCAAUGUAUUCACACUGCAUCGUUGUGAACAUGUUUCAGAGCCUAGUUAGCUGUUUCCUCCUGCCUCCUCCCCAUGCCCUGAUAGCUGUGAUGUUAUUCUGAGCUUCUCUCCACAUUGAAGUCUGACCAACAGUAACUUUAUGUUCUAAACAGCAUGUAUUUUAUUGUCGCUAUGACUUCAUACUGGCCUUUAUUCCUGUAAUAUUUUUUUUCUUUAUUAUCCAUUAAUCUGCUGAGUAUUUUCUGGAUGAAUUGUUUUUUGAAGACCAGAAACUUUUGACUGUAAUUGACCCCCUUGGCCUGUACCCCGUAGACCCGUUCAAUAAUCCAUCCACGAGUCGAUAGCUGGAGAAAGAUCAAGGAGGACAUUCACAUCCGACACCAGAGACCAUCUUUGAACAGAGACAGAGGUUACCAUCUCCCCCCCCGAAUACAACCACCUGUUACCAUGUGACUGUGCUGGACUAGCGUCAUGUGAUGACAACUGAUGAAGUUUAAGUGCUAAGUAAAGAUGGCGCCAGCUGAGGUGAAGACAUGUCAGCUCCACUUUGAAAUGUUUCAGCUGAAAUGAAAAAUGCAUCUUUUUCCUUGAAGAAUGAACAGAGAGAAAAAGCAGGAGCUUAUCCAGGUGCUUGUCAUUUCCCGUCUGGACUACUGCAGCUCCCUCCUUGCUGGAGCUCCUGCCGUCAGACCUCUGCAGCUAACCUAGAAUGCUGCUGCCCACCUGCUAUUAAACCUCCCCAAGUUGUCCCACACCACUCCUCUUCUCCGUUCUCCGUUCACUACACUGCCUCCCUGUUGUUGCUUCUGGAGGUGUUGGGUGAACUUCUGAUAUAAUCACAUAUUAUUUGGAGGAAAUGUCUGCAUGUUUUGAAUGCAGAUAGUAGAACCUUCCAGAUACAAGACCAGCUCUUCCUUCAACCCCCAGGAAUGCUGGCCAACAAGGCAUCAUGGAUUUACAACAUCCUGCGAGCAGCAACCAUCGAGAUGAGAAGAUCCCUUUUCUCCUACAUGACCACUAAACCAGGCCACUGACCCAAACCACCUUUGACCCUUCAAGAUCUCCUUAGAAACUUACAUAAACAUCCCUCCACCAUUGGCCAUCAUAAGCGCCCUAAAAGAGACUAGCUGACACCAACUUUAAUCCCACUGUGGACUCUUAUCUUUACUAAAAAUGUAGUUUGGAUUUGUCCAAGGACAAUUAGUAUAGAGGACAUUUUCAACAGGCAAUGAUGGUAGGAGACGAUGAUGCUAGAUGAAAUGGCUCAGAGACUCGCUGCACCAGAGAGAGAUGGAGACGGAGGAAAACGACUCAAGCCGAGUUCGCCCCGUGGGAUCCAACAGAUCCAGAAUUCCGAGGUCCAGACGGAGCCUGUUACCACUCCUGGUAACCAGAACAACCUCCCAUCUGCACAUCAGAAACAUCAGGUGAUAUAUAUACAUUCUCAGAUGUGAAAGAGUUUGAUGAUUAGGCUACUAAACAAAUUUAGAUCCAAUUAGUAAAUAAGUUUUGUUAAAGAAAUUUAUAGUUAAUAUUAGAUAUAAGAAUAAUUGAGAAAUUCAUCAAUAAGCUUUAAACCUAAAAUAGUCUCAUCCCUAAAUUUAGAACAUGAAACUGCUUCACAAUCUUCCCUGGUGCUUCUUAAACUCUCAGCUGCUGAACGGUGCAUUAAUACUUAAAACUAGAUUUAAUUGAUACGCCUAAACAUCAAGCGACAAAUAUAAUUCAGAGAUAUCAGUCACUGAAUUGACAUGGUCACAUUUGAUUUGUUUCUAUUCAUAAAUGUUAAUAGUUGUAUUCGCUGUAUUCCUUCAUUCAUCCUUUAUCAUUCUAUUCCUUUUUCCUUUUGUUUUAUCAUUUAUUCACUUAUUUUCUGCUAGUAGUUUAGUCACGUAGUUAGUUAAACAUUUCAUUUAUAAAGAACUUGAUUAUUUGAUGUGUGUGUAUAUAAAACAACUCCAAUCACUAUUCACUAUGCUCAAGAACUCUGUAGUAUCCCUGAGAUUAUGAGAUUCAAUGAUUAAUAUCACAUUUUGAGGUUUUUCCUGUUUUUCCAAAAUUGGGUGGCGUCCUAAAUUGAAUAAUUAAAUUGAAUAUAAGGUUGCAUUCUUAUAUUAAAACUAAUUGUGUGUGUAGCUGAGUGCCAUCACUCUCCUUCACCUUUUGCAACAAUUCAGGGGUUUAUGAUUCAUAAUAUUGAGUUAUUAAUUAUAGAUACAUAUUUUUAUAUUAAUUAAUGAUUGAUUAUUAAUCUGUUGCCCCAGCCAUUAGGGGUGUGACGAAAUAUCGUGCCACGAAAUUUCGCAAUAUAAAAACGUGACGAUAUGUAUCGUCGAGAUGAAAAACUGAAUCGCGAUAUCAGGGCAUAAUAGAUACUACGUACAUACGGGCUCCGGGGUUAAAGCUGCAGCCUCUUCCUGCUGCUCUGCAAGGUCUAUGGAAGGAGGCUGAGUACGCGUCAUAUCUUUGGGGUACAACACAUGCACAGAAAAAUCUGGUCUGCCCUCGCUGAAAUUGAACCAAUCGCAACGCACGGCCGCAGCUUCAGUUACAUUGCGCAUGUGUCAUACCCCGAGAGCCAUUUCUGCCCGUGACCUAGCCUCCUUUCCAUGUCUGUGUCGGAGCUCAACACACAUUAACAUACAGCGCAGUCAGUGAAGAGCUGAUCAGAGAGGCCGCGGUGGAGACGAGUUGACGCUACACUCGUUGCUGUUAGUAAGUGCAAUAAAACUUUAUAAGUGUAAAGUCAAGAUAUGUUAUUACACCUGUUCAACAAGCAUAAACACAAUGAAACGGUUAAACAUGUAGGAAAGCAACGUUUCAAUCUGCUCUGUCCGCUGUCUGUCAUCCUCCGCUGCUGUUUACACAAGCAGAGCGCGUUAGCUCGGCAGCUAACUGCUAACUGUUAACACGUGUAAGUUAUUUAGUUGAGUUGUGAAUGACUUUAGUUCCCUCUUGUAAGCCGUGUUUCACCGGGGAGUUUAUUGUGAAGGGUGGAAUGGAAGGCGUUAAGCGAUGAUGUGCUGCGAUUAACGAGGCUGCAGACUAUAGAGCCUCCGUGGUAUUAAUUUAUUAUCUUCAUAAAAUAUAGGAGCAGCGUAACCCUCGACUACACAAGACUGAAACUAAAGCUGGCAGCAGGCUGUGUAGUCUAACUGUUGAGGUUAGUUUGUCAUGUAUCUUACUGGUAAACUGAUCAGCUGGCUGACAUAAACUCCCCCCCCCCACCAGCCCUAACGUUACCUACAGCAGUGAGUGACAUCAGCAGAGGACAGGAAGUAGGAGUGAUACUGACCGAUGGAGGACAAAGGACAGGAGGACAGAAGGAAGGACUGUUACUGACUGAUUGAGGACAGAGGACAGGAGGAAGAACUGAUACCUUAAAAAUGAAACUAUAGGGCAAACAACAGCAUUGUUUUGCAUUUUGUGUCUUUUGAAUAAAAGGCUACUUUUUCAGUCAUAUAUUUUCACCAUUCAAGUUUUGUUUAAAUCAUUGUAAUAAUAUCGUAUCGAGGUAGUGAACCCAAUAUCGUGUAUCGUAGCGUAUCGUGAGCUGAGUGAAUCGUCGCACCCCUACCAGACAUAGAUAUGGUCAAAAGCUCAACAAAGAGAGUAUGUGAGCCUUGAUUUUAAAAUGAUUUAUUACAGAUGUGAUUCCAUUAUUGUUUUUAUCUGCUUCAUACAUAUUCUCUUGUUAAUGAAUCUUUUGAGGUUUGUUCAGACUGAAAGCAAAGAGACGCAGAUUGGUUAAAGAUGGCGCCAGCUGAGGUGAAGACAUGUUUAUUAUUUGUUUCCAUGGUAACGCCUGUUUGCAUUGUGUUUAGUCAGUAAAUGUGAUUGUUGCUGUUGAACUUGCAUCCUGCCAGAGUGCUUUAAUAAUCUGAGCUGUUCACUUGAUGUUUUCAAUGUUCUCAUUAAAUUAGUCGACACAAAGAGAUGCUUUGACUCAUCAUUUGAAACUGUUUCCAUCAAUCCAUAUUUGUUGAGCUGUUGUAAUUGACGUUCUCAGUAUUAACAUUGUUUUCAAACUAAGUCAUGAGCUAAUUGGACUCAUUAUCAUUAGUUAUCUUACAGCAGUCUGAUAAUAAAUGACCUCAGUAGUUAAAGCCCACACAGCAGCUGUGACUGACAUUUUCAAAUGUUCCUAAAAGCAGAAGUGAAUUAAUAAACUUUAAUAAAUCUAAA